This is a messenger RNA of Rotaria sordida, 2625 nucleotides long. Lineage: Eukaryota; Metazoa; Rotifera; Eurotatoria; Philodinida; Philodinidae. The record is from the annotation of a GenBank genome assembly.
AUGGUUGCCACAGCGGCUCAAAAGUUAUGUUUUUUCAAGCUCUUUCCUAUAAUAUUUCAUGAUAUAGUUGAUCUUUUACCUUCAUUUAUAGUGUAUAAAGUAUUACGAGAAAUACUUAACCUUACACUGUCAUAUCCAUUUCGAAAAAAAUGGCUACAUGUACUCGGUGAAUUAUGUGAUACUUUUCAUGAAACAAUGCCAAGUCAUUUUCCAGAUAAAAUAACACCAAAGGAACAUUUUAUUCGAGAAUACAAAUAUACGAUUAAUGAUUUUGGUCCAGCAGUUAGACAAUGGUGUUUUAGAUAUGAAGCUAACCAUUCAUAUGUCAAGAAAAUAACAGUUCGAACGAACAAUUUCAAAAACAUUCCGAAGAUGUUUGUCACACGUUAUCAUUUAAAACAAUGUUUAACAUUUGGUCAUUUAUCUCGAUUACAAUCAACUCAAUAUCCAGUUGGAAUUAAAAAAGUUCGAAGUACUUGUUUUGAUUUACCAAUGAAAGAUAUUUUAUUGAAACAUUUCGAUCAUAUUGAUUUUGAUAAAGAUUUAUAUCAAUGCAAUACACUAAUUUAUGAUAAUGUUGAAUAUCGUCGAUGUGGAGUGUAUGUUAUAGAUUUAAAGCCAUCUCAUGAACAGCCAAUAUUUGCUCAAAUUACUAUGAUUAUAAAAAAGAAUGAAAAAUGGUGGUUAUUAGUUGAUAACCUUCAUACAAUUGGUUAUGAUGGAAAAUUAUCUGCAUGGCAAAUACAAUCUUUAAAGCAUGAUGUAGAUGGACCAAUGCUCAAAAUGAUGAAUAAUGUUGAACGAAUAUCACAAUUAAUACCGAAAUUCAAACAGCAGUUAAUUUUCUUAGAAGAACGUGAGAAAUUAUUUCGAAGAAUUGAUGAUGGUUCAAUUUCAUCUGAUGAUUCAUUUUCUAAUACAUCUACAAUAUCUAAAACACCAAAUUUUACUUUACCAAAUGCUCAAACAUCACCUGCUGUUUCAGUUAAUUCACGAUCACCAUCGUCGACUUAUUUAUCAAGCAUUAAUCUUUCAUCAACAAUGUCUAUGGAUUAUUCACCAACUGAUCAAGCUGUUACUGAUGCAGGUGUACCUUCAUCUUUUCUAGAUGUAUAUGAAGUACCAAUAUUACCAAAAGCUUUGUUGAAAGAUAUUGAAGCUGGAAAUCUGAAAACUUUUGGUUCACAUUGUCAAGGUCGACAAAUACUAAUCGAUGCAGUAGUUCAUGAUCUCAUUGAAAAUUAUAAUUUGCUUCCUAAAUUGAACGAUCAACAUAAAACGAUUGUUAUCCUUCCAAAAACACAAUAUAAUGUCGUUGGUUCUGCUCUUGUACGAUGUUUGAAAUUACCUUCAACACCAGAAAAUCUAGCAAUAUGGAAAGAUGCAUUACAAACUAAAUUAAAACUAACACGUGCUGAUCAUCCAAAUAACAGUCUUGUUCAAGAAUUCCGAUUAAAAUAUUCAAAAUUGGGAUCUGGACGUCCAGUGAAACAAAAAAUUGGUGAAAUUGCUGAACGUGAUAGACAUAAACAAAUGGUAAUAAUGCCUUAUAACAAUGAAAUAUCUGAUGAUAUUCAAUCAAAAGUGAAACAAUUACAAAAUUUUUCUCAACUGGAUGUUAAUACUCAAUUACGUUUAUGGAAAGAAACAUUUGUCUUUCGUCGACAAGUCGUGCAAGAUCAAUCAACAAGUGAUAUUAUGAAGAAUUUUCCUGCUUAUAGUGAUGCUUUCUUGGUCUUCGAAGAAGUAAAAAUGUUGGUGAAUAUUGACUUAAGUAAAGAAGUUCGACGACAAGUUCAUAUUUUACUAGAUAAAUUAGUCGAAACUCCUGCAUUCAUUGCCGAUUCACCUCCGAUUCGAUUAAUUAAAAUCUUCUGUCGAAAGUUCGGUGAGACUGUUCAACAUAUAUUCUGCGAAAAGAAACCACCAACACCAUAUCCAACAUUGGUUUCGAUUGAUGACGUCAUUCAUAUUUAUGUUGACUUCCAUCCAAUACUUUCAACAAGUUCACCCGAUGAUGCUCUUGGUCUUCUUAUCGGAAUGUAUUUUAUUUUUGAAUUAUCCUUUGAUAAAAAGAGUAGAACCAUUCGAUUUUUAUAUUGUGUUUUACAUUGUGAUAAACAAUUUCUGUCUAAUUCUAUUCGAGUACUGAUAAAGGAGAAGAAUAUUGAUAUUCAUCGAGAACGUCUUCAACCGACAUCUAUUUCGUCCUCUUCUAUCUCGAACAAUACGACAACACUUAUUAGUGAAUCUCGAAAUCAAUUGCAAAUUGUUACAAAUUUAUUGGAUCAUUCAACUGGUGAACGUAAUUCUUCUAUUAUUAAUCAAACAACAGAACCAACGACUUCAACUCAUGGUUCUCAUUCAAGUGUAGAUAUGGCUUCUAAUACAAAUCAAUUCAACCAUAACAACGAGAACGUGUUGCCAUCUGAUUGUAGUUCUCAACCUCAAACAAGAAAGAAACAAAAACGUAAACAAAAUUUAAAUGAAGAAGAACAGGAUGACACAUUAAUGAACGAUGCUCCACAAGAUAAUGUUGAAUCUUCUCAAAGUCGUCUUCUACUUACUAUUAUGACAAAUUCUACUGUUGCAUUACUACAAACAAAACGUAAACGACGAACUUAA